Molecule: messenger RNA, 765 nt
Organism: Cephus cinctus (wheat stem sawfly)
Lineage: Eukaryota; Metazoa; Arthropoda; Insecta; Hymenoptera; Cephidae
Gene: ND-B17
Product: NADH dehydrogenase [ubiquinone] 1 beta subcomplex subunit 6
Exons: 4
Coding region: 189-677 (162 amino acids)
Biological process (GO): mitochondrial electron transport, NADH to ubiquinone
Source: RefSeq, a predicted model, not a curated record
UUUGGACACUUGCUAGCUCUGGUGAAUAUUGAUUCAGAUCCGUUUGAAAGCAGAACCGAGUAUAUCGUAUUCUCUAUACUGCUCUGUACUCUGUUAUGACGUAACAAUACUCUUUAACCUACGUUUAGUCGUCAAGUUGAAAAAGGGUUUUUUUUUAACUUAGGAGAGUUCAAUAUUAUACACCAAAAAUGGAAUCAUCAACGGGUGGUACUAAACCUAUGUCCAUAGCAGGACGUAUGGUUUCUGAAAGAGAACGUGUCCUGGGUAUGACUCCUGAAGAACGAGCAUGGCGUGCUCAAUACCUUAAGGAUCAAAUCCUAUCACCAGAUGAACCUGUCAUCCCCAAAAACUAUUAUAAGGAAAGAUAUAACGUUAUCAGAAGGUUUUACAGAACUCCAAUGGAUAAUGUUCAGAAACUCAUGGUUCCCCUUCUUGGAGCAAAAGGUGCUGAAUUUACUCGAAAAGUAAUUGCUACAUCAACCUUCAUGAUUGCAGGCGUUUAUUACAUGUUUUAUUACUUCAAAUAUAACAGCAAUGAUUGGACAACUAAAGCUGGCUUUAGAGUUCUAAAGUCGCGUGGAGCAGUUCAUCCAGGUGAUCCAAACUUUCCAAACUAUGAUGAACGUCCUAAUCCUAGUGAUUAUUACAAACGUGGUUUUGAAAAAUCACCCUUAUAGAUUAUGAGCUCAUUAAUUACUGUAAAGCGUUAGUAAAAAAUUGUAAUAAAUUAUGUGAAUAAAUGACAACAGCAUUACAACUCCAAAA